Molecule: messenger RNA, 1338 nt
Organism: Lachancea mirantina
Lineage: Eukaryota; Fungi; Ascomycota; Saccharomycetes; Saccharomycetales; Saccharomycetaceae
Source: the annotation of a GenBank genome assembly
AUGCCGCCCCGAACAACGAGCCAAGCAGAUGGCGGCAGUGCUUCACCGACUAAUAGAAGCAGGCCGAUGGUGAUUCCUCGACAGGGCCGCAGCUUCGACACGGAUUUCUCGACCAGUGUUACAGAGGAAACGAUCAGCAGUUCGCAGUCGUCGAACUCGCUUAUAAACCCAGAAGAGUCCUCGGUGGCCGAGGGUGAGGGCCAUGGUGGCCACGGUGUUGGUCACGGGGGCCACAGUAGCGGUUACGGCAGUGUACCGAACCUGGUAGGGACCAGCUGGUCUCAGGGAAAGCAAGGUCGAAGCAGACCCGGUCUGAACCGUACGAACAGCUCUUACACUACCACAGACUCCUUUAUGGGAAAUAACGGAAGUUAUAUAUCGAUGUCGUUUGUGGGGUCUCCGACGCACGACGACGAGGGGGAGUCGGAGCCCGAGGGUGACACUUUGGAGGAAAGCAGUACCGACAACGGUGCCGAAGAUACUGUCGGGCCUGAUGCUGGAUCAGACCGAGACAGUGCGUCGAAAACGUCAGUUCCGAUGGCUGUGGCGCAGGCGAUGGUUCGGCCGCAGUUGUCGCAGUAUUUCGAACCCAGCAGGCCUCAAAACGAAGCUUGGCAGGAUCACACGCCGUAUCACAAUACACCGACCUCUGUUUCGAGCUCCUACCGCAAAAAUGCGUUUAUGACGCCGGCGAAAGAGAUGCCAGCACAAUCCACGGAGCAAGACCCGGUCGCAGAGCAGGAGUUGGUCGAUUUGGCUGAGUUUUCGACUGACAAGCUGCUCGAAAUGCUCACGGCGCUACUGAAUAAGAUCGUCAAGUCUAACGACCAGCUCCAUUGGCAGCGGCCGAACGAAGAAGAGAGUGGUCACGGAAGAUACGAUUCUGAGGUUCUAAGUUUCCGGGGCAAACAUGUGCCAGCGAUAACGCUGCAGCAGUAUUUCCAACGAAUACAGAAGUACUGUCCGACGACUAACGACGUAUUUCUGUCGUUACUGGUGUAUUUCGACCGCAUUGCCAAGGCCUGUAACCAGGGCAAAAGCCAGGUGUUUGUCAUGGACUCCUACAACAUCCAUCGCCUUAUAAUAUCGGCGGUCACGGUGAGCACCAAGUUUUUCAGCGAUUUUUUUUACAGCAACUCGCGCUAUGCGCGAGUUGGUGGCAUUUCGCUGCAGGAGUUGAACUUUCUGGAACUACAGUUUCUUGUACUAUGCGACUUCGAGCUUAUCGUGCCCGUCGACGAGAUGCGCAAAUACGGGAAACUCUUGCGGGACUUCUGGCAAAGAGAGAAUGGGGACGGGUCGGGCUCUCCGAAACCUGCCGCAAAUAGUGUAGUGUAG